UGUCCCAACCUAUGCUCCGGACGCGGAUGGUGCGAUAGUGGCGACCGGCGCUGUCAAUGCUACGCAGGUUAUACAGGCGCUGACUGCUCGCUACGAACGUGUCCAUCAGGGCCUGCAUGGGCAGAUGAGGCAGACGCUAUCACGGAGUCAGACGUUGCGCACUCGUCGAUCGAGUGCUCGCGGCGAGGCCUUUGCGAGACCUCUUCCGGUAAGUGUAUAUGCGCGGAGGGCUGGGAAGGCGCGGCUUGCGAACGAAAGAGUUGUCCCAACGAAUGCUCACUGAAUGGGAGAUGCGUGUCCAUGAAAUAUUUUGCAACAACUCCAUAUGAAAAUGUCUGGGACGCAACGAUGCUGUACGGUUGCCUGUGUGAUGAGGGCUUUUAUGGCUUUGAUUGCAGCCUGCGGAUGUGCCCAAGCGGUGAUGACCCGAUGACCUUGAUGGGGCAGACUGAGAAGCAACACCUGACUGGCUUCGGGUACUGUGACUCGGUGACUUACACAUGUAGCUGCCAGGAUGGCUACUCUGGAGCGGACUGCAGCCUC
This is a messenger RNA of Aureococcus anophagefferens, 543 nucleotides long. RefSeq lists its product as hypothetical. The transcript has 4 exons. The record is from RefSeq and is a predicted model, not a curated record. Lineage: Eukaryota; Pelagophyceae; Pelagomonadales; Pelagomonadaceae. The annotation marks the transcript as partial.